Messenger RNA from Carassius auratus (goldfish), 4147 nucleotides. RefSeq names its product serine/threonine kinase 10 (gene stk10). The coding region runs from base 251 to 3220 and encodes 989 amino acids. The record is from RefSeq and is a predicted model, not a curated record. Gene Ontology annotation, biological process: protein phosphorylation. Lineage: Eukaryota; Metazoa; Chordata; Actinopteri; Cypriniformes; Cyprinidae. The transcript is spliced from 19 exons. Gene Ontology annotation, molecular function: ATP binding; protein serine/threonine kinase activity.
UGAGUGAACAGGUGAACAUGAGAGAGCUUCAGUCGCCUCUGACAGUGGACGCAUGCUCAUGGAUGGAGGGGAACACGUCUGUCACAGUUUGAUGUGAUUUUAUUUCUUUAAAUGAUGAAGGUGUUUACUUCCGUGGAGUGUUGGACAGUUUUCAGCUCGCACGCUUUUUUUUUCCGUUUUUUUAAGUGAACUAAUUAUUUGACUACAUAAUCUGUGUUUUUAGUAUUUGUGCCUGCCUCUAUUAUUUAAAAUGGCUUUUGCCAAAUUCAGCAAGAUCCUCCGACUCCCUACGAUUGAAGUGAAGAAGAAAACCAAACAGUAUGAGCACGUUCAUCGGGACGUGAAUCCAAACGACAUUUGGGAAAUUAUCGGUGAAUUGGGCGAUGGCGCUUUCGGGAAAGUUUAUAAGGCCCAGAAUAAAGAAACCGGUGCACUAGCUGCAGCCAAAGUCAUUGAAACCAAAAGUGAAGAGGAGCUGGAGGACUACAUGGUGGAGAUCGACAUCUUAGCAUCCUGCGACCAUCAGUACAUCGUCAAACUGCUCGAUGCCUUCUUCUACGACAACAAACUGUCGAUAAUGAUCGAGUUUUGCCCCGGAGGUGCAGUCGAUGCCACAAUGUUAGAGCUGGACAGGGGUCUUGAAGAGCCUCAGAUUCAGGUGGUCUGUAAACAAAUGCUGGAGGCUCUUCAGUAUCUCCACAGCAUGAAGAUCAUCCACAGAGACCUGAAGGCUGGAAACGUUCUCCUCACACUGGACGGAGACAUCAAGCUAGCCGAUUUUGGAGUUUCUGCAAAAAACACCAAAACUCUUCAACGACGAGACUCUUUUAUUGGGACGCCAUAUUGGAUGGCUCCAGAGGUGGUGAUGUGCGAGACAAUGAAGGACGCUCCAUACGACUACAAAGCCGACAUCUGGUCUCUGGGCAUCACGCUGAUCGAGCUGGCUCAGAUAGAGCCGCCUCACCAUGAGCUGAACCCCAUGAGGGUCCUGCUAAAAAUCGCCAAGUCUGAGCCUCCCACCCUGGAGCAGCCGGCCAAGUGGUCGAUGGAAUUCAAGGAUUUCCUGAAAAAAGCUUUGGACAGAAACCCUGAGACGAGGCCAACGGCUGCUCAGCUUCUAGAACAUCCUUUCGUCAGUUCGGUGAACACCAACCGCCCGCUGAGAGAGCUGGUGGCCGAAGCCAAAGCCGAGGUGAUGGAGGAGAUCGAGGACAAUCAUGAAGAAGCAGAAGACGAGGACCCUGCAGACCUCUUAUCUGUGCCCAUCAAAGACCCGUCAGAAACCAGUGAGACCAGUUUAUACGGGGACCAUCACCACAAUGGAGCUCCAAUGGAGCUCGAGGAGGACCCCAGGACUCCUGCGUCCACCGAAAACCCUUUGAAAGACCAGGAUGAUCUCAGCGACAGGUUUCCAGACGAGGAUCACGACAAACCUGAGAGCGAGGCGUCAGGCAAGACCUCCAGCUCGGACUCCGGCAUCGAGGAUGGAAAGAGCACACCGACCUCCGAGGAGGAGCCCAAGACGGUCGAGAGCUCAGAGCCAGAGCUAGCUUCUCGGAGAACACCUGAACCUUCAGAGUCAUCCGGAUCAGAGCAAGCCUCAGAGAAACCGGAGAAGGAUGAAGCUCUUAGCACGAGGGAGACGCCCAGCCAGCAGCCGCAUGCCAUUCUGAGCCGAACCGAGACUAGAGACCCAAACAAUCGCAUGUCUGUGAUGAGCGACCGCUCCUCACUGGCUGGAGAGGAUGGGGAAAGGUUAUCAAACGGCAGGUUAUCGAAACGAUUCUCUGAUGUGACGAGUGAGAACAUGGACAUCAGCUUGAACCUGUCCGGGGAUAUGUCCGUCAACAAAGACUUGGGCACCAUCUCUAUACGGGACAACAAGAAGACGCUGAAGCGCACGCGUAAGUUCCUGGUGGACGGUGUGGAGCUGAGCGUCACCACCUCCAAAAUCAUCUCUGACGACGAGAAGAAAGACGAGGAGAUGAGGUUCCUCAGGCGUCAGGAGCUGCGAGAUCUGCGUCUGCUGCAGAAGGAGCAACACCGCGCUCAGGCUUUACUCACGCUGAAGCUGAAGGAGCAGUGGGAGCAGAUGCAGCGCAGAUUCGACCAGGAGAUGAACGCCAAGAAGAAAUACUACGACACAGAGCUGGAGACGUUAGAGAAGCAGCAGAAGCAGACCAUCGAGAAAAUGGAGACGGAGCACACGGUGCGACUGCGAGACGAGGGCAAACGCAUCCGCGCAGAACAAGAGAAAGCCUACAACAAGUUCCUGGACCAGAUGAAACACCGCAAGAAAGAGGUCAAACAAGAAGUGGAGAAGCUGCCCAGGAGUCAGAGGAAAGACAGCCUGAAGAUCAAAAUGAACAACUUCCAGCAGAUGAAAUCAGACGAGGAAGAGAAGUUCCUGGCAGAUCAGAGGGAUUUUCUGGACUCGACUCUGAAGAGCAUCAUCGCUCAGAACAAGCGGGAGAUCUCCGAGACGGAGCGCCAGUGUCUCAUCAAGAAACAGAAUCUGCUCCGAGAGCGAGAAGCCACAAUCUGGGAUCUGGAAGAGAAGAACUUGCACGAGAGACACCAGCUCCUCAAACAGCAGCUGAAGGACCAGUACUUCCUGCAGAGACACCAGCUCCUCAAGAAACACGAGAAGGAGCAGGAGCAGAUGCAGUGCUACAACCAGCGUAUGAUCGAGCUCCUCAAGGCCCGACAGCAGCAGGAGAAGAACAGGCUGCCCAAGAUCCAGCGCAGCGAGGCCAAAACACGCAUGGCCAUGUUCAAGAAGAGCCUGAGGAUCCAGUCCAGCGGGAGCUCCGCAGAAGACCGUGAGAAGACCAAGCAGUUCUCCAGGCUGGAGGAGAAGAGGCAGAAGGCAGAGCGCUUGCACCAGCAGCAGAAACAUGAGAACCAGAUGAGGGAAAAGAUCAGCGAAUGCGAGGGAAAUGCCAGAGAACUGCAGCAGCUGCAGAACGAGAAGUGUCACCUGCUGAUAGAAAACGAGACGCAGCGCCUGAAGUCUCUGGACGAGCAGCACAACCAGCAGCUGAAGGAGUGGAGGGAACGCCUCAAGCCCAGGAAGAAGGUCCUAGAGGAAGAACUGAACCUGAGGAAGAAAGAGCAGGAGCUUUUCUUCAAGAUGAGUGAAGAUUCCCAGUGUCAGAACGUCGGCUCACCAAACAGACUCACAAAGUUCGUCCCGUACGUCGAUUCGUCCACCACAUGAGCCAAGCACGAGAAACUUCAACCACAUGACCCUGAAGCCAAAGAAACACAGAUACUGACAAACACAGCGUCUCUUUAGAGUACACUCACCUUCAUUCAUUCAAUAGUGACCAACAGAGAUGGAAGUGUAUUGAUGCAUUCAUUCAAACGCAGGGAUUUUCUACUGGUGAGUAAGAAACAUUGAACGGCGUCGUUUCUUUGCGCCUUCGUUUAUUUAAAAGCUACUGUUGUCAUAUUAUGUUCAAGUUAGCAAAAAUUGCAUUGCCAAAUAUAUUGCACAAAUCUUGCAUAUUCUUAUAUAUUGUAUUUUUUCUAUGAUCAUUUAAUAUAUAUAUUGCAACUCAUCACUUUUCUUUUAUAACCAGUUUCCUUGUACAAAUGUUUAAAUGCUGAUUUUAUUUUUAAGUCUUUCUUUACUAAAGUGAAAAAGUGUACAUUUUAAUUGGUACAUUAUUUUACCGAAUGUUUUGUUGUCGUUUUAUGUUUUAGACCGCAACUAGUUUGCUAUUUUUAUUAAUCUGCAAUGUUCACCAAUAUGUGAGUUAUUGACUGUCAGUGGCACAUUUACUGUAAAUGCAUCACACUGGACGAGAGCGAUGAGACCCACGGCUUCAGAAAUGAGCUUUUCAUGCAUGUUUUCUUCAGUUUAUUAUUUAUCAUUUGUUAUAUGUUGCUGUCUAAAGCACUGUCACCUAACCAAAGUGCAAUAUGUUGCUGCCUUCAGCUUUUAUACAGGUGUUAUUUUACAACAACUUCCAUUCUUUAGCCAUUUUAAGGAUAUCUAUUUACACAGCCAAUACCUACUUUUUUUCUUUCUUUUCUGAGUCUGUAACUCUGUGUAGCCAUAGGAUCAGUGUGGGUGAUGUAUGAAAGUGUCCAACCAGAGUAUCUAUAAUAAAUGAGAUGUUUAUUAUUCAUCCUUACAGUU